AUGAAGCCAAGUCCACUGGAUAUGGGCUAUGCCCGACCUCUCGAGUUCACUCUGUCAAUCGUUGUGAGGACCAGUCCUAGCCCGCUCGACUUUCAGUUCGCCGCCGAUACACUCGUGUCACAAUGGCCUGUACUGAACUUGCGAAUGGAUCCGCUGAAAACGAAAUUCUUGGAUCCGAAAGACCCCGGUGACCUAGCCGAAGUGUGGAAAGGGAAAAUUCUUAAGCAAGAGCUCAGCGAGAUUCUCCAAGUUUCCCCCAAGCCGGACUCACCGCAAUUGAUUGACUCCGAGGCAUUCGAUAAGGCGUUAGAUUUUGGGUAUGGAGUCUUGCAUGCAUGGAGGCAGCGCGUAUUCUCCAUACGAACGGUGUUCUUGACCGAUGCCUGCAUAAUAGGAUUCAAGUUCCUGCAGCCUCUUUGCGAUGCAAAUGGUGCUCAUCAAAUAGUUCAGGCUUAUUGUAGCCUGCUCAGGGGAGAAAAAAUUACCCACAGUCUCCAUGCCCGACCACUCUUGCCGCUGAAAACAGAAGUAAUCGAAAAAUGCGUGGAGAAGAUUGAGUGUCAUCGGAUCGCAGAUCUGCACAAAUAUUCCAUGAAUCGGACUUGGAUAGCAGGAAUUACGGCCCUCGGGAAACAGAUUGGGCGAAAUAUAUGCUACCCCUCAGCGAGACGGAUCGGCAAGACCUUGUUGGUCCCCCGAGGGCAAAUCCAGAGAUGGAUUGAAGCGGCCGAAAGUAAACAGGCCAAGGUAACUGAACAUGAUCUCUUGCUGGCUUUUAUCUACAAGGCUUCUUUACACUUACACACUGCCCACAACUUCGGCUUAACCAUCGAUAUCUCAAAACAACUCCAGUCAGAGGCAAAUCUUUCCAACCCCUGGUACAUGAUGCCCCUGCCGGAUCCAAUACCAACAAGCGAAUAUGACUCUCCUUCAUUGGUUCGACUGGCAACACACAUUCGGCGUGCGGUUCACGAAGGGCAGCAAUCAGAAUGCAUCGCAGAGAUAAUCGCUCAGCACAAAAACCCGACGAAAAGACCCAUGGUCCCAAAAUCAUACGGCAGCCGCGCGGCUCAACCACGCAUCGCUUCUUGGAAAAGCCUACCGCUCUAUGGUCUCGAUAUCGAAGGCGAGUGUCCGCUCUUUGUACAGGGAAGUGUUGACUACUGCGGACUUCUGCGACAGACCAAGACUCACUUGGAUGAUUUGGUUGUGACGUGGAAAGGGCGGGGUCAGGAUGGGAAUGAUGGUGGUUAUUGGAUUCAUGGGAGGCUGCCUAAAUCUGUUUGGAGGCGCAUGGCGGAUGAUUUGAACUGCUGA
Molecule: messenger RNA, 1317 nt
Organism: Penicillium roqueforti
Lineage: Eukaryota; Fungi; Ascomycota; Eurotiomycetes; Eurotiales; Aspergillaceae
Exons: 4
Coding region: 1-1317 (438 amino acids)
Source: RefSeq, a predicted model, not a curated record